AAAGAGAAACCCGGCCCGUUACACUCUUCCACGAUCUAUCCUUCUCCAAUCCUCCAUUUCUAAACCCUCGCAAAACCCUAAUUCUCCAUUUCACAAAGAAAAUGGCUCUCGCCAAACACGCACUUUUCACUCACCACCUCAAAACCCUACUAUCCAAACCCCAUUUCCUCCGCCGUCCUCAAUUACAAUCACCACCUUCCUUCAUCUCCCUCCGUCUUCUCUCCUUCGCAACCCCUGAAGAAGCUGCCGCCGAACGCCGUAAACGCAAACGUAGCCUCCGUCUUGAACCUCCGUUAUCCUCCCUACGUCAGCAGAAUCAACCUCGUCCUACUACACCUCAAAGCCCUAGCUCCGUUAACAACCCUAACGCCCCGAAAAUCCCCGAAACUGUCUCCGCAUUAUCAGGAAAUCGGCUUAAUUUACAUAACCGGAUUUUGAAAUUGAUUCGUGAGAAUGAUUUGGAUGAAGCUGCUUUGUACACGCGCCAUUCUGUUUACUCCAACUGUCGUCCGACUAUAUUCACUUGUAACGCCGUUAUGGCGGCGCUACUCCGGCAGUCGAGAUAUUCGGAUUUACUUUCACUUCAUCGGUUUAUUACGCAGGCGGGUAUCGGGGCGAAUAUUGUAACGCAUAAUUUGCUACUAACGGCGUAUAUGGAUUGUAGGAAAACGGAUAUGGCGAUGGAGCAUUAUAAGCAGCUUAUUAAUAAUGCUCCGUUUAGUCCUUCUCCGACUACGUAUCGGAUACUUGUUAAAGGGCUUGUUGAUAAUGGCAAGUUGGAUAAGGCUAUGGAGUUGAGGGAGGAAAUGUUAUCGAAGGGUUUGGUUGCUGAUCCGAUUGUGUAUAGUUAUUUGAUGUCUGGACAUGCUAAGAGUUUGAAUUCAGAUGGGAUUUUCGAGCUUUAUGAAGAAUUGAAGGAGAAAUUGGGAGGGAGUGUUUCGGAUGGAGUGAUUUAUGGGAGCUUAAUGAAAGGAUAUUUCUUGAAGGAAAUGGAGAAAGAGGCGAUGGAUUGUUACGAGGAAGCUGUGGGGGAGAAUUGUACGAUCAAGAUGAGUGCUGUGGCAUUCAACUAUAUUCUAGAUGCUUUAAGCAAGAACGGGAAGUUUGAUGAGGCGUUGAAGCUAUUUGACAGGAUGCUGAAUGAGCACGAUCCUCCAAAACGAUUGACUGUUAAUUUGGGUAGUUUUAAUGUAAUGGUGGAUGGUUAUUGUGCAUUGGGAAGGUUUAAAGAUGCGAUUAAUGUUUUUAACAGCAUGGGAGAGAAGAGGUGUAGACCAGACACGUUGUCUUACAAUAAUCUGAUUGAGCAGUUGUGCAAAAAUGACUUGUUGGGUGAGGCGGAGGAGCUGUAUAAGGAUAUGGGUGAAAAGGGGGUCAGCCCUGAUGAGUUCACGUUUGUUUUGUUGAUGGAUACUUGCUUUAAAGAAUCUAGGCCUGAUGACGCUGCUGCGUAUUUUAAGACUAUGGUUGAGUCUAAAUUGAGGCCUAAUCUUGGGGUUUAUGAUAGGUUGGUUGAUGGUUUGGUUAAAGUUGGUAAAGUUGAUGAAGCAAAAUCAUUUUUUGACUUGAUGAUGGGAAAGCUGAGGAUGAAUGAUGAUAGCCACAAGUUUAUGAUGAAUGCGUUGUUUGAGAUUGGAAAGCAUGAUGAGGUGCUUAAGAUUGUGGAUAGAAUGUUGAGGGAGGAUCCUGCGGAUUUCUCUGAUGAGUUGCAAGAGUUUGUUCGAGAAGCCUUGAGGAAGGAGGGUAGAGAUGAGGAGUUGACCAAGUUGAUGGACGAUAUCGAAAGGGAGAAGAAAGAAGCUGCAGACAGAGAGGCUGAAGCUGCCGAAAAAGCAAAGGCCAGUGCAAGAGCUGCUGUUUCCUCUUUGAUAAAUAGUCCUAAAUUGUUUGGAAUUAAGGAGCCCGAAGAGCAGUCAACAACUGCUGAGGCUGCCCGCACCAAUGAUGACAACAAACAAGCGGUCCCUGAACAAGAGGUGAGUGCUCGGGAAACUGCUGUCGAGGCUAGUUCUACUGGUGAGGGUGCAGAAUCUGAGAACCUGGUUGCUACAGAAGCUAGAAGUGAUGCUGCACUUUGAUCGCGUGAUAUAAUAUGUUGGUAACAACUAGUGAGAAACAUACUAUGUUUCUGUUCAUGCUGCCACAGUUUUAAGCACGAAUUGUGAUCCUCUUCCGAUGAAUUGCUACUGGAAAAUUGUUUGUAAUUUAGAUGGAAAUGAAUUGAAUGAUUUUUUAGAUCCUCUUUUAAAGUAAAUGGUGAGUAACAAUUUGUAAUGCAGCAA
This is a messenger RNA of Capsicum annuum, 2282 nucleotides long. Its product is annotated as pentatricopeptide repeat-containing protein At3g49240, mitochondrial. Gene Ontology annotation, molecular function: protein binding. Gene Ontology annotation, cellular component: chloroplast. NCBI's taxonomy places the organism in Eukaryota, Viridiplantae, Streptophyta, Magnoliopsida, Solanales, Solanaceae. The record is from RefSeq and is a predicted model, not a curated record. Bases 102 to 2078 code for a protein of 658 amino acids. The transcript has a single exon.